Linepithema humile (Argentine ant) is the source of this 1762-nucleotide messenger RNA. Lineage: Eukaryota; Metazoa; Arthropoda; Insecta; Hymenoptera; Formicidae. The record is from RefSeq and is a predicted model, not a curated record.
CAAUAAAUUUGUAUUUUAUCAAUAAUACUUAUAAGCUACGAAGACCUUAACAAGGAAUUCUAUAUCUUACAAACUUAAAGCUGUUAUGAAUGGGACAAAGGUUAGAUGUUAUUGGAAUCAGUUGAGACUGAGACGUAUGCCAUUUUUAAGGUAGCAAACGUGGCUUUGUUACUUUCAGUUACUUUUGACUCAUAAACCACAAUAAACGCAACAUGCUCGAGAAAGUAAAAGGAACUGGACCUUUUGUGGGUGCUAUUGAUGAAGGAACAAGCAGUGCUAGAUUUUUGGUGUUUGAUGUACUGCAUAGAAAGGUAGUUGCUUCACAUCAAAUCGAGAUUAAGCAGAAAUAUCCUCAGGAAGGAUGGGUGGAGCAAGAUCCAAAAGAGAUAUUACAAGCCGUAAUAGAAUGUAUAAAGGAGACUGUGAAAAAGUUGAAGGACAUUGGUUUAACAAUUGCGGAUAUCAAAGCUAAUGCAAUUGUAUGGCAUGAUAUGAGGACAACUACAACCAUGGAAAAUGUGUUGGAUGGUGUUCCUAAUAAAACGAGAAACAAGAAUUAUUUGAAACCUUUAUGUGGUUUACCAAUGUCUCCCUAUUUUAGUGCUCUCAAGAUACGUUGGUUGAUAGACAACGUUCCUCGUGUGAAACAAGCGAUGGAUGCAGAGAAGUGUGCCUUUGGAACAGUUGACACAUGGCUCAUUUGGAAUCUCACCAAGGGCCAGUUGCAUAUUACGGAUGUGUCAAAUGCAUCUCGCACAAUGCUAAUGAAUAUUGAUACAUUGAAAUGGGAUUCUUUAUUGUGCCGCUUUUUUGGUAUUCCGCAACAUAUUCUUCCUGAAAUACGUUCCAGCGCAGAAGUUUACGGACAUAUUUCCAAUCCUGAAGUACUUGCAGGUGUACCCAUAGCAGGUUGCGUGGGUGAUCAACAAGGAGCUCUUCUCGGUCAGUUAUGUUUAAAACCUGGUCAAGCAAAGGCCACGUAUGGCACAGGAUGCUUUUUGCUUUGCAAUACAGGAACUAUGAGGGUCGAUUCGACGCAAGGCUUGAUAACUACUGUUGCUUACAAGAUCGCGCGAUCCCCGGCCGUUUACGCGUUAGAAGGAUCCGUCGCUGUUGCCGGAGCUGCUUUAUCCUGGCUGCGGGAUAAUAUGCAAAUUCUUACUAACAUCGGACAGACGCAGGAUUUGGCAGAACGUGUGAGAUGCUCUGGCGAUGUGUAUUUUGUACCGGCCUUUUCAGGAUUGUAUGCGCCUUAUUGGCAGCAGGACGCGCGCGGAGUAAUUUGCGGUAUUACCGAGGACACGCAACAAUAUCAUAUUAUACGAGCAGCGUUGGAAGCAGUUUGCUUCCAAACGAGAGACAUAUUGGAGGCAAUGGUAAAAGAUUCAGGAACGAAAUUAACAACUCUGCAGGUUGACGGAGGUACGACAGUGAACAAUUUAUUGAUGCAAACACAAGCAGAUUUGACGGGCAUAACUGUUGUGAGACCAAAUAUGGUUGAGACAACAGCACUGGGUGCCGCUGUUCUAGCUGGCAUUGGUGCAGGCUUAAUCGACAUAAGUGAUGUGGAUGCAUCUCAAAUAACCAAGUUUUCACCUCUGAUUGAUGAAGAUGAAAGAGAUCUCAAAUAUUCCAAGUGGAAAAUGGCUAUUGAAAGAUCUAUGAAAUGGGAUUGCUCCACCAAUUUAGGGAAUAAUUAAAAUCUCAUGUAUAUACAUUUUUAUAUUGAAAAUAAAAUUAAUAUCUACUAGCAGAAUAGAAA